Messenger RNA from Theileria parva strain Muguga, 2439 nucleotides. RefSeq lists its product as uncharacterized. The transcript has a single exon. Lineage: Eukaryota; Apicomplexa; Aconoidasida; Piroplasmida; Theileriidae. Bases 1 to 2439 code for a protein of 812 amino acids. The record is from RefSeq and is a predicted model, not a curated record.
AUGAAAAUUGGAUUUGCAUUUUUUUUAUUACUUAACAUUGUAAGAUGUCACAACGUUUCUGAUUUCCCAUUUUUAAGGUUGAAAAAUUACCCUAAAAUUACAAAAGAUAAAGAUAAUAUCCAUGUAGAUUUCGAACUAAUAGUUGAAAGGAACCUCAGCACCAGGGAUUUUAAUGCUCAAAGGAAUUCCUUUUUUGUAUUCUCUCUUCUGUACCCAUUGAAUCUCAAAUUACAACAUAACUCUAAACUUGAAUAUCUUGGCGAUUUCUCUAAAGUCAGAGACUCGAAAGUUGAUGACGCAUCUUAUGCAGCUUUGGCAGAAAAAGUUAAAGGUGGCGGCUUCAUAGGAAAAUGCUCAAACUACGCCUUUUUGGAUAUUAUAUUUAACCUUGAGAGCAAACUUUCAAAACCCAUAGGUGUUAACGAUUCCACUUCUUUAGAAAAUGAAAUUAAAACUAUAAAAUCAACAGAUGAUCUAGUUAUUAAUUUCUAUCAUUUUCAAGAUACUUUGAAGCUUGGUUUAUAUACCUUUUCAGCAGAUUUCGCGUUAAGAAAAGAUUUAAGUUCUACCAGUAUAAGUACUUAUUAUGACGAGUUUGUAUUGGCCCUGGGUAUUAAAAAUCAUAUCAAAGAAAGAGCUAUUAAAGAAAUGAAGUGUUUAACUAAAACACCUAUUACAGCUGCGAUUAUGAUGAAGCACUUCGAGAAGAAUUCUUUCCAAUCAGCAUUUUGUUCAUACUACUUUGGCUAUGAUUUAUCUGAACCAAAAUACGAAUUGCCAUUACGCAAUAACCUCAAAAUUGAAGCCAAAUUUGAACGUAAACCUUCAAACGGUUCACAAACUUUGAGUUUGGAAUUUACUGCGGAUGAGAAAAUCAAGUACGAAACGUUAUAUCCUACCCAAUUUGAUAUUGUGAUAGACUUACCAAAGUCAUUUGCAGGCAAAAAAUUAGAUGAAACUAAGUUAUGCAAGCCUGAUUGUACACCAAAACUUUACUACCUUACUUGCAAAUAUGAGGCUGAAAAGGGCAGAGUUACUUAUAGUACAGUCAAAUCUUAUUUAGAAAAUAUGAAAACCCUUAAAAUCAUCAUGGACCUCUCAGGAACUGAUGAGUCAUUAUAUUUAACACAUAAGUCAUCUGAAGUCUCAGCCCACUUCUACCUCAAGCCUUAUGUAGCUUCGAUUGAUUUGGAGAAUGUAGACUUCAAUGAUGAGAUUAGUUCUAAUACAAAGUAUAAGUUCGUUGCGGAUGAAUGCUCAGGUGUGGUUAAAGAGCUAUUUGGUGAUUUCUACAAACUCGCCCACUCAAGGAGAUAUUUAUUAUAUGGAGGCACUGCUAAAGUCGAAAUGAAUGUACCCCAGACUCUAAUGUACGCUAUAACUAAAGUUGACAACUUCAAUGUCAUGAAGGUAUACCUUUCAGCUAAUGCCAAGUUGGCAGGACAGAAAGCUACCCUUAAGCUUACUGCCGGCAGGCCUGACCAGGAGUUCUUUGGACUUCCCACUGAAGCAGAUUAUGAUAAGAACAAGUUGUUGCCCAGGAACAAGGGCGUCACCCGUUCAUUAAACAGACUCUCCGUUGAAUUCGAAUAUAAUCUUAGAUUAACAGAUGACGACAACGACAAGUUCCACAAGAUCACAAUAGUUUUCAGGAGUAAAGAUAAACACCUUUUGAACUUGUACGACCCUGACUAUCUUAGGUUUAGCCUGGUUGGUAAAAGUGGAAACUUACCGCUUAACGUCUUUCCCAAGGUACCAGUUGCAUUAUCUGAUGUUUAUUCACCUAAAUCAUCCGAAGUGAAGGUAACUGGACCCUAUUUGGUCAGGAAAUCUGGAUUAAUUGUCAUGCAAUUCAAGAUCAAAGCUGCCAUCAAUAACAGACUUGUGGUGCACUUCGAGCUUGAUUCGAAAGUAAAAAAACUUGUCGGCAAAUAUGUUAGUGGUGAACUUCUAAACACAUUUGAUGGAAUAUUUGAAGUUAAAACCGAUGGCUUAAAGUACGUCGAGUUUUUCUUUGACCCAUCAUAUAAGACAGGCACUGAAUACACCUUUUCUGUCAACCUUUCCUUCGAUACAACUGGUGUUAACAAAUUUCCAUAUGAAAAAAUGACUUUGUAUGUGGAUCCUGAGCCAUUAUUAAGAGGCGGAAUGUUUACCCCUAAUCCCCUGAGUGAAUCGGUUUUCACCCAAGAAUACUCAUUUUCAAGAAUCAAUGACCUUGGAGCUAGUCUUGUUCCAUGCUUGGCUGCCGAUACCAAAUUCUCAUCUUCCAUGUUCAGAUCCGGCGACAACGCAACAUACAUCUUUACAAGAAUGUUUGACUGCCAAAAGCCCUGGCUAGGACCAAAAACAUCUGAUCAUGGUGAUAUUUCAGUCACAGUUGUUGACGAAGAAAAGAAAGAUGGUUAUCGUGUCACUGUCACAGAACCAUUGAGGUAA